This is a messenger RNA of Polypterus senegalus (gray bichir), 2065 nucleotides long. RefSeq names its product transmembrane protein 272-like. NCBI's taxonomy places the organism in Eukaryota, Metazoa, Chordata, Cladistia, Polypteriformes, Polypteridae. The transcript has 6 exons. The coding region runs from base 539 to 1102 and encodes 187 amino acids. The record is from RefSeq and is a predicted model, not a curated record.
AUGAGUCUGCUGCUUUAACCGAUCAGAUUUCAAGUUGGGGACACCGGGGCCAUCUAGCAUGUAUACAAUAACUUCGGCAUUUUUACGUCCUGUGAUUUGAUGGACAGAUCUGUAGAAACCUGCUUAAGCUAAAACAUUUUUGUGUAGAUUUAAUAGCUGUUUUUUCAACCCACAAUGGCUGACAGGGGAUGUUUGGCAGUGACUAUUUCCAUGUCCAGUGCUUCUAUUGAGUGGACAUUCUCGGCCCUAAAGUGAUUUAAAACUUAUGACAGAAAUACGACUGGACACACUCGACUUUCAGCAUUACCCUCCAUGGCAAUCAAAAAGGACUUAUUGUUGGAACUGAAACACAUAGCUAACCUGUGCAACAUAGUGAUUGAACUGUUCUUGAGGAAAAAAAGGAUGAUAUAAAAUAAUCAGUAUUUCUGGUGCAGUGUGUAUAAAUGGGCAUUGGGUCUCCUGGACACUACCAUUGCUGCACACCAGCUUAACAACCCAAAACAUUAUGAUAACAGCCACCACUUUACACAAGUGAAAUAUGCCAGCUGGACUCGAAAAAGCAUGCCACAGGUGCAUUUCUAAGAUUGCCAGCAAUGCAGGUCUUAUUUUUGGACUUCUGGCCAUUCUUGCCCUUCCUCUUACCAUGGCCUUUGUAGGAAUGAAAUAUUUGGAAGAUUGCCCAGUCCAGCCUCUGAUUCCUUUGUAUUUGUUAGUGGGAGGCAUUAUUGGAACAUUAAAGGUGACUGUUCUUCUUUAUGACUCAACGAGAAUGAGGUCACUACUUUCCAAAUCAGUAAUCAUAGCUGAUGACGAUGAUGAUGAAUAUCCAUGGCGACAGAAUGCACACAAAUACUACAUUCAUGUCACUCUUAGCGUAUUCUUAUUUAUUUGGUUCAUACUAGGUAACUACUGGGUGUUCUCUGUCCUUCUCCCCAACUUCAUUCCACCAUUUCAUCAGCCACAUAAUUAUUGUGAUAAAACUCUGUACAUUUUUGCUGUCUGUGUCCUCAUUAUCAGCCAUACUGUACUUUUCCUUCUUCUCAUAUGCACUUGUUGUCUUUUCUGUUGCUCUAAAACAAGGAGCACUGCUGAAUAUGACUGAUUAUCACCCCUGCUUCUUGGGCCAAUGUUUGGAAUAUGGCUAAACUUACAAAACAAAUAUCAGCAGCCCUUCAUUUGUUAUUGUCCAGUAUUACACAGUGUAGUAUAAAAGGCAUAAAUGUGUAAUUUGUUGUACAUCUCAUCGGAGUACAAUCUUGUGUCAAACAAUUCAGUAACUGUGUUUUCUGUUUUGUUUGAACAUAAUGCCAGUUAUUAAAAAUCCCUUGUGUAACAUUUAUUCUAUUUGGCUUUUUAUGUAAAUACUUUUCUAAAUUGCUGGUAUUUUAUAAUAUUGAACUUACAAAGUACUGUUGCAUUUUGAAGAAAAUUUAUUUAUAAAAUCUGUUGAGCUGUUUGUUCCAAGUAAUCUAUAUAAAGUUUCUGACAGGCAUCUAUGUCAUUUUUUUAGAUAUUCAUAUAUAAAGUAUCUUGAAGAAUUAGUGCUGAGUAAUUUGCAAUUUUACUUUGACAGGAUAGAAAUAUCUAGCUAAACUCACUAUAAUGGAUCAUGUUUGCCUAAAAAGUGGCACAUAUUGUUUUGCCAUUUAGAAAUGAAAUUUUGUCAUUUUAACAUGCGUGAUAUUUUAUUGUGCUGAAAUCGCUAAAAAAAAUCCUCAAGUAGUAAUGGUUUUAAUGCACUGUUCCAAACUGUUUUGUUAAAAUGGAGAAAGGGGCACUCCAAAAACACGUUUACCAUCACAUUUCUUAAUAGCGAUCAUGUCAUCUAGCCUAGGUCCAUCUUUCUAUUACUGUUCUACCCUACAACUGUUCCUUUGCAAUUCAAGAAGAGGUCACUCCACCUUUCACUACAUCUGCUGUACUUAUUAUUAUUACACCAAAUUAUUUUUAGCUUGCAGCGCAAAAAAACUGUAAUCUACCACUAAGUAAUUCAAAUUGCUUAAUGUCAGUUACACUGUUGGUGAUAUAAAAUGUGUUUUCCUAUGUCUUUGCUCUACUUGAAGCU